GUCGAGCCAGUGCCGAGCUGAGUGCGCACGCGCACGCUCUAUUUGGAGUAUAAGGUACAGACCCGUGCGCCGCGGGCGCCAGGUAUUCCCUUCGUUCCUCUGGUUCCUCCCUCGUCCGACUCGUACACUUCCUUCCUAUUCGCGUCGCCUCCGUACGCAGCCAUGGCGGCUUCAGUCACCGCGGAGUCCGUGCAGGAGAAGGACGCCCGCAACUCAUCCAUCUCCAACGAGAAGGCGGUCGACAUGUCCCGACGAGAGAGCCCUGUCGACCUCGACAAGGAGAAGCAGCAGGCCAUCGCUGCACACCCCAUACCAACGUCGGACAGUGACAAACCCACUACGACGCCCACCAAGCCUGUGUCAUUCUUUCAACUCUUUCGGUUCUCCACCAAGGCGGAAAUCGUCAUGGAUGUCAUUGGUAUCGUUGCGGCAGCUGCUGCCGGUGCUGCCCAGCCCCUCAUGAGUUUGCUCUUUGGCAAUCUCACGAACGCAUUCGUCGUCUUCGGAGCCACAUUGGAACAGGCAAAUGCCGGCGAUCAAGGCGCUCAACAAAGGCUGCCAGCAGCGAGGGAGAACUUCAAGAGCACCUCCGCUAAUGAUGCGUCGUACCUGGUCUACAUCGGUAUUGGUAUGCUUGCCUGCACGUACACAUACAUGGCUAUCUGGGUGUAUACCGCUGAGGUCAAUGCGAAGCGAAUUCGUGAGCGCUACCUGCAAGCGGUCCUCCGACAGGAUAUUGCGUACUUCGAUGACGUCGGUGCUGGUGAGGUAGCAACGCGGAUUCAGACGGAUACACACUUGGUUCAACAAGGUAUUUCUGAGAAGGUCGCCAUCGUGUGCAACUUUUUCGCUGCCUUCGUCACUGGUUUCGUAUUGGCGUACGUCCGGCAAUGGCGUUUGGCACUUGCCAUGUCAUCCAUGCUGCCCUGUAUCGCCAUCACCGGUGGAGUCAUGAACAAGUUUGUCUCCGGUUAUAUGCAGCUGUCUCUCGCUCAUGUUGCGGACGGUGGCACCCUGGCCGAAGAAGUGUUUUCGACAGUGCGGACGGCGCAAGCUUUCGGCUCACAGCACAUUCUCGCUGAACGGUACGAUUCGCAUAUCACGAGGGCCAGGAAUGCGGACAUGAAGGCCGCGAUCUUCCACGGUUGCGGAUUGGCCACAUUCUUCUUCGUCAUCUAUGGAGGCUAUGCGCUUGCAUUUGACUUUGGAACCACACUCAUUAACGAAGGUCACUCCAACGCUGGACAAAUCGUUAAUGUUAUCUUGGCCAUUCUCAUCGGGUCAUUCUCCCUCGCUCUUUUGGCCCCUGAAAUGCAGUCUAUCACUCACGGCAUGGGUGCCGCCGCGAAGCUCUACGAGACCAUUGACCGCGUUCCCCUCAUCGACUCGGCGAGCGAGGAAGGCCUCAGGCCCGAGUCCUGUCGCGGCGAGAUCACCUUCGAGCACGUCAAGUUCAACUACCCGUCCCGUCUGGACGUGCCCAUUGUCAAGGACCUUUCCAUUACCUUCCCGGCAGGCAAGACAACUGCGCUCGUCGGUGCUUCUGGGUCUGGCAAGUCGACUACCAUCUCGCUCGUCGAGCGGUUCUACGACCCGCUUGAGGGCGUUGUUAAGAUUGAUGGUAUCAACCUCCGGGACCUCAACCUUAGGUGGCUUCGCAGUCAGAUUGGCCUUGUGUCGCAGGAGCCUACACUGUUCGCUACGACCAUUAAGGGCAAUGUUGCGCAUGGUCUCAUCGGUACCCAGUGGGAACACGCGCCCGAGGACGAGAAGACGCAGCUAAUCAAGGAGGCCUGCAUCAAGGCGAACGCGGACGGCUUCAUCACCAAGCUCCCGUUAGGCUACGAAACUAUGGUCGGUGAGCGCGGCUUCCUCCUCUCGGGCGGUCAGAAACAACGUAUUGCCAUUGCCCGCGCGAUCGUGUCGGACCCGAAGGUCCUGUUGCUUGACGAGGCGACGAGCGCGCUCGACACACAGAGCGAGGGCAUCGUGCAGAAUGCGCUGGACAAGGCCGCGGCGGGACGCACGACGAUCACAAUUGCGCACCGGCUGUCGACAAUCAAGGACGCGGACUGCAUCUAUGUGAUGGGCGAUGGGCUGCUGCUCGAGUCGGGCACGCACAGCCAGCUGCUUCAAGACGAGAACGGGCCGUACUCGCGGCUCGUCUCGGCGCAGAGGCUCCGGGACGCGCGCGAGAAGCGCGGGAACGACUCGAGCGACGAUGUAACGGACGUGGCGAGCGUCGGGGAGGAGGAGGACUACGAGAAGGCCGCGCAGGCUGAGGUCCCGCUCACGCGCUCCAAGUCUGGGCGGUCGCUCGCGUCGCAGAUCCUCGAACAACGCAGUCAGGAGAAGGCGAGGCAGGCGGGCAGGGAGUACGGGCCGAUCACGAUCUUCCGCCGCUUCUUUGGCAUCAACCGCGAGAACUGGCACAUGUACCUGUUUGGCUCGAUUGCGGCGAUUUGCAAUGGAGGGACGUACCCGGCGUUUGGUAUCGUAUACGCUCAGGGUAUCAGCGGCUUCCAGAGCACCGACCCUCACGUGCGCAGACAUGAUGGCGACCGGGUUGCUUUGUGGUUCUUCCUCAUUGCGAUCUUGUCUGCUACCGCCAUCGGCUUCCAGAACUACUUCUUCGCCUCGACCGCUGCUCAGUUGACAAACAAGAUCCGUUCGCUCAGCUUCCGUGCUAUCAUCAGACAAGACAUCGAGUAUUUCGAUGAGGACGAGCAUAACACUGGUCAACUCACUUCAAGCUUGAGUGACAACCCUCAGAAGGUCAAUGGUCUCGCUGGUGUCACGUUGGGAGCCAUCGUUCAGGCCAUCUCGACUCUGAUUUGUGGUACCAUCAUCGGUAUCAUCUUCGCGUGGAAGCUCGGUCUCGUCGCUCUCGCGUGUACUCCUGUGCUGUUCUCUGCUGGAUACAUUCGUCUCCGCGUCGUCGUUCUGAAGGACCAGAAGAACAAGCGUGAACACGAGCACUCUGCGCAGCUUGCAUGCGAGGCUGCAGGCGCCAUCCGGACCGUCGCGUCGCUCACCCGCGAAGCCGACUGCCUUCAGUUGUAUAGCGACAGUCUGGAGGGUCCACUCCAAACCUCGAAGAAGUCGGCACUGUACAGCAACGGCAUCUACGCGCUGUCGCAGGCCAUGUCAUUCUUCGUCAUCGCCCUCAUCUUCUGGUACGGUUCUCUGCUUGUGGCAAAUGGGGAGUUCUCGACGUUCCAGUUCUUCGUUGGCCUCAUGAGCUCGACUUUCAGUGCUAUCCAGGCCGGCAACGUCUUCUCGUUCGUUCCCGAUAUCUCUUCGGCCAAGAGUGCCGCCGCGGAUAUCAUCGCGCUUCUGGACUCCAUGCCCGACAUCGACGCGGAAUCACCGGAGGGCGACAUCCCCACCAACGUCCAGGGUCAUAUCCGCUUCGAGAACGUGCACUUCCGCUACCCGACUCGUCCUGGUGUGCGGGUGCUGCGUGACUUGAACCUCGAUGUGGAGCCUGGAACCUACGCUGCCUUGGUUGGCGCUAGUGGCUGCGGAAAGAGUACAACGAUCCAGCUGAUUGAGCGUUUCUAUGACGCGUUGCACGGCACUGUCUACCUCGACGGACAGAACAUCUCGAAGUACAACGUUUCGGAGUACCGCAAGCACAUCGCAUUGGUUUCUCAGGAGCCGACCCUGUACUCUGGCACAAUUAAACUGAACAUCCUCCUCGGUGCUACCAAGCCGGAGUCUGAGGUUACACAAGAGGAAAUUGAGACCGCGUGUCGGAACGCCAACAUCCUGGACUUCAUUCAGAGCCUGCCACAGUACGUGCUGCCUGUGUUUCAGUUUGUUCAGCUGAUGCUGAUUUGCGUGCAGGGGCUUCGAUACCGAGGUCGGUGGCAAGGGCUCGCAGCUUUCCGGUGGCCAGAAGCGUAUGUUCUUCUAGAUUACACGUACAAGUACCCGUACUGAUUGGCGGUUACAGAACGUAUCGCAAUUGCACGUGCACUGCUACGUAACCCGAAGGUCUUGCUGCUCGAUGAGGCAACAUCAGCUCUCGAUUCCAACUCAGAAAAGGUUGUGCAAGAGGCAUUAGACAAGGCCGCGAAGGGUCGGACGACAAUAGCCAUUGCCCAUCGGUUAUC
Molecule: messenger RNA, 4118 nt
Organism: Fomitopsis serialis
Lineage: Eukaryota; Fungi; Basidiomycota; Agaricomycetes; Polyporales; Fomitopsidaceae
Product: P-loop containing nucleoside triphosphate hydrolase protein
Exons: 18
Coding region: 163-3945 (1260 amino acids)
Biological process (GO): transmembrane transport
Cellular component (GO): membrane
Molecular function (GO): ATP hydrolysis activity; ABC-type transporter activity; ATP binding
Source: RefSeq, a predicted model, not a curated record